Messenger RNA from Toxorhynchites rutilus septentrionalis, 1151 nucleotides. Its product is annotated as testicular acid phosphatase homolog. The transcript has 3 exons. The record is from RefSeq and is a predicted model, not a curated record. Lineage: Eukaryota; Metazoa; Arthropoda; Insecta; Diptera; Culicidae. Gene Ontology annotation, molecular function: phosphatase activity. The coding region runs from base 36 to 1151 and encodes 371 amino acids. Gene Ontology annotation, biological process: dephosphorylation.
UCGUUAGUCCAUUGUACUGCUGGCUUUAAAAAAGUAUGUGGAGACAAAUAGCUUUCGCUAUCGUGCUCGUACAAUUGACUUACCUGGUGGCCACGCUCGGAAUCAACGGUCCGGCGAAAAGACCCGGCGAUAAGCUGCUCUUCGCUCACGUGAUUUACCGUCAUGGCAACAGAACACCAGUCGGAACAUACCCCACCGAUCCGUGGAAGGAUGUCAGUAACUGGCAGACUGGCCGGGGAGAACUGACAAAUGUUGGCAAACAAACUCAACUUCUUCUGGGACGAUGGUUACGGAAACGCUAUAACAGCCUCAUCAGCGAUUUCUAUUCGACGGAGGAUGUCUACGUCCAGUCAUCUGAGUACGAUCGAACAAUCAUGAGUGCUUUAGCUAAUCUAGCUGGAUUCUAUCCGCCAAAAGGUAAGGAUAUUUGGGACAAAACUAUCGACUGGCAGCCUAUUCCUGUUCAUCAGAUUCCAAGAUCGUUGGACAACACCAUUGCAAGCAGCAAACCUUGCGCCAGAUACGACGAAGAGUUGAAGAGAUAUUUACACCGAGAGCCAUUUCGGUCAUAUAAUCGAUCGAUAGCCUCCGUGUAUGAAUACCUAAGCAAGCACACUAACAUGACUGUCGAUAACUAUACAAGUCUGGUCACUAUCUACGAUGUCUUGCAUAUUCAGCAUUUGAGCAAACUCAAGCUUCCCGAGUGGACACGGACGGUGUAUCCGGAACCACUGACAUGUAUUUCGGCUACAUUCUACAGGCUUCCCACUAGCACCAUUCUGAUGAAACGUCUAAGGGGCGGUCCUCUAUUGAAGGAAAUACUGAAUCGAUUCCAACAGAAGAUCAACAAAACCCUGCAACCAGAUCGGUCCCUCUGGAUUUACAGUGGACACGACAUCACCAUUUUGAGCCUACUGGAUGGUUUAGGAGUUCUGAAAACACACGUCCCAUCGUUCGCUGCUUGUGUCAUGAUCGAACUGAGCACUGCGGUCGAUGGGAAGCCGUUUGUAUCGUUGUUUUACAAAAACAGUGACGCCGAACCAGAGACGAUGGUCAUUCCCAACUGUGGCACGAGAUGUCCACUGCAGAAAUUCGGCGAACUUUACAAGCAUCUCAUUUCAGAGAAUUGGGAGAAAGAGUGUGCGCUGUAG